Messenger RNA from Dermacentor andersoni, 843 nucleotides. The record is from RefSeq and is a predicted model, not a curated record. NCBI's taxonomy places the organism in Eukaryota, Metazoa, Arthropoda, Arachnida, Ixodida, Ixodidae.
AUGGCGGCGACGCGGGCGCAGACUGACGGCCCUCCGGCGGGGGCAAAGUGCAAAGUGAAACUGCCGAAGCUCGAGUUACAACGAUUUCGCGGCGCCGCCACGGAGUGGCAGUCCUUCUGGGAGCGGUUCGAGCAAGCGGUGCACGGAAACGACGGCCUCUCCAACGCGGAAAAGUUUCUGUACUUGCGAUCGGUGCUUUCGGGUAAAGCUGCAGCGGCCAUUGCCGGCAUUCAAGUGACUGGCGCAAAUGACACCACUGUCAUCGAACUUCUGAAAGAGCGCUUCGGUCGACGAGACAUGCUGAUUCAAGAGCAUCUGACUCAGUUGCUCGACUUGCCACCGGUAAAGAACGAAAAGGAGCACAUAGGCCUACAUCGACUCUAUGACCACCUGCAACGCAAUAUCGAUGAUCUCCUGGCGCUCGGAGUCAAAACAGACAGUUACGGCGCCCUGCUCUCCUCCGCACUCCUGCGAAUGCUGCCAACCGAUCUUGUCGGAUACCACAAAGGACUUUCCGCUGCAGGCAAAGAUGAUGUGACCAGCAUCAAGAGUUUGCAAGUUUUUCUUAAAACAGAAGUAGAGAGCCGGGAAAAGGCACUGCAACCUGGUAAUCUCGCCACCCGAGAAUCAAAACAUCGAGACAGGGAAAAGAGCAAACCUCAAAAAGGUCCCUUCCUCCUCGCAACCACCGUGCGCCACCAUCUGUCCACGACAGGAGAUUAUCCAGAAAUAAGGAAAACCAUCCGCGAGAGCCUUUACGUGGACGACCUCAUAACAAGAGCGAACAGAGCGGAGGAGGCUGUGUUCAGGAAUGACCUGAAGCUCAUACUCCCUCCGGAAUGA